Messenger RNA from Hyphopichia burtonii NRRL Y-1933, 1431 nucleotides. It is a transcript of the gene PR26, whose product is annotated as proteasome regulatory particle base subunit. The record is from RefSeq and is a predicted model, not a curated record. Gene Ontology annotation, biological process: proteasome-mediated ubiquitin-dependent protein catabolic process. Gene Ontology annotation, molecular function: ATP binding; ATP hydrolysis activity; proteasome-activating activity. Lineage: Eukaryota; Fungi; Ascomycota; Pichiomycetes; Serinales; Debaryomycetaceae. Gene Ontology annotation, cellular component: proteasome regulatory particle, base subcomplex. Bases 149 to 1405 code for a protein of 418 amino acids. The transcript has a single exon.
AGUUGUUUCAUUGACUAGAUCAGUAUCCAUUGUUACCGUUUGCCGUGAUAACCAAUUGAGAGAAAGCGGUGUCAAAAAAAUAGCUUCGAAAUCGCAGUAAUAACCAUCUGGAAAAGUGAUAUAAAGUAAUCAGAAGAAAUAAAGUAUAAUGGAAGAACUCGGUAUUUAUCCAAGUGCAGCACCUUCACAGACUGCAGCAUUGAAUGCCAAAUCCAAAGCUGCUUCUCUUUUCAAUAAUUCUGAAGAACAAUCAGAUGUAUAUUUGAAAUUAAAGAAGUUGGAAAAAGAAUUGGAUCUUUUAUUAUUACAAGAAGAUUAUAUUAAAGAUGAACAACGUCAUUUAAAGAGAGAAUUAGUAAGAGCACAGGAAGAAGUUAAGAGAAUUAAAUCGGUGCCUUUGGUUAUAGGCCAGUUUUUGGAGCCAAUUGAUGAAAAUACUGGGAUUGUAUCCUCAACCACUGGUUCUAAUUAUGUUGUAAGAAUUUUAUCUACUUUAGAUAGGGAACUCUUAAAACCUUCUUCAUCAGUCGCAUUACAUCGUCAUUCAAAUGCUUUGGUUGAUAUAUUACCUCCUGAAGCUGAUUCAUCUAUCUCGAUUGUUGGUGAUGAUCAAAAACCUGAUGUUACUUACGCUGACGUUGGUGGGUUAGAUAUGCAAAAACAAGAAAUUAGAGAAGCAGUAGAGUUACCUUUAACUCAAGGUGAUUUAUAUUCACAAAUUGGUAUCGACCCCCCUCGUGGUGUCCUUCUCUAUGGUCCUCCAGGUACCGGUAAAACUAUGUUGGUUAAAGCAGUUGCAAACUCUUCAACCGCAUCUUUUAUAAGAAUUAAUGGGUCAGAAUUCGUUCAAAAAUAUUUGGGUGAAGGUCCAAGAAUGGUGAGAGAUGUUUUCAGAUUAGCAAGAGAAAAUUCUCCUUCCAUUAUUUUCAUUGAUGAAAUUGAUGCUAUUGCUACAAAAAGAUUUGACGCUCAAACUGGGGCUGAUAGAGAAGUUCAAAGAAUUUUAUUGGAAUUAUUGAAUCAAAUGGAUGGGUUUGAUCAAUCUUCUACUGUCAAAGUCAUCAUGGCUACUAAUAGAGCUGAUACUUUGGAUCCAGCAUUGUUAAGACCAGGUAGAUUGGAUAGAAAAAUUGAAUUUCCUUCAUUAAAAGACAGAAGAGAAAGAAGAUUAAUUUUUUCUACAAUUGCUUCUAAUAUGGCUUUAGCUCCUGAAGCCGAUUUAGAUUCUUUGAUUACUAGAAAUGAUCCAUUAUCCGGGGCCAUUAUAGCUGCUAUUAUGCAAGAAGCCGGUUUGAGAGCUAUAAGAAAGAAUAGAUACAUGAUUUUACAAAGUGAUUUAGAAGAAGCAUAUACCUCUCAAGUUAAGUCCGGUACUGAGCAUGAUAAAUUCGAUUUCUAUAAGUAAUUUCUUGAAUUGUACAAUAUAACCAG